This is a messenger RNA of Aspergillus ruber CBS 135680, 1560 nucleotides long. Its product is annotated as leucine-rich repeat domain-containing protein. NCBI's taxonomy places the organism in Eukaryota, Fungi, Ascomycota, Eurotiomycetes, Eurotiales, Aspergillaceae. The transcript has 2 exons. The coding region runs from base 1 to 1560 and encodes 519 amino acids. Gene Ontology annotation, molecular function: protein binding. The record is from RefSeq and is a predicted model, not a curated record.
AUGGAGAACGAGAUCCCCCUCCCCCUGCCACCCCGGAGAAGAAAGUCGCAUCGCCCGUCGCGCUUCGACGAUCGCUCCAGCCAACCAUCUAGUGACCCAGCCCUUUUCUCCAGCGAUGAUAUUCCCGCAUCUGGUCUAGAGAAUUACCAUGCGCCUGCUCAUGGAAACACGGGGAGAAAGAGGCGAUACCGUGGUACGUGGUGGGGUGAAACAGUGCUGGAUCCGAAGCGGAAACGAAAGGACUUCAAGGAUAAGCGGUUUGUAGACAGUGGUGUGUGGAUGGGGAGUGAUGAGUCGUUCGCGGAAUCGCUUUUACCGUCGGAAGAUGCGCCUAUCUCCGAAGAGUUCUUUAAGAAUGUGCGAAAUUCGAACCCAAGAGUGCCUAAGAAAGAACAGGACGAAGACGCUGUGCCUUUUGCAUUUGCAGCUCCAGGUCCGGAGUCUGCUCUCGGGAUGGAUCGAGGUCCGAUAUCAAAACCGCAGCCGCAGGUUGUGACCCAGCCUCGCGUGGCGUUUAGGAGAGUGUUCGAGUCGCAGGAGCAUCAGUUGGCCAGAGCGAUUGUAAACGACUGUCUGGAGAAAGGCCAGGACAGCGUGGAUCUAAGCAUUGGCAACAUGAGGGAAAUCCCUUCUAAUCUGCUAGGGCCCCUACAACACCUCACAAAAUUGCCUGCCGUACGAGAACCCCCGGUCACCGAGGACGUCUAUUCUUCAUUAGAACCAUUCCUCCGGCUCUUCCUGGCCGGGAAUUCUCUGUUUAAACUCUCGAGCGAACUCUUUGACCUGACCUCGCUGAAGGUCCUCAGUUUGCGAAAUAACAAACUGACUGAAGUCCCACCGGCAAUUCGCAGACUGACAUCGCUGCAAGACGUCAAUCUCUCGGUUAACAGACUGGAAUAUCUCCCCUGGGAGUUCCUGUGGUUAAUCAGGAAGGGCGAUUUAAAGCAUCUGAUUGUCCGGCCUAAUCCUCUUAUGCAGAUUGACGAGGCGGAGAUCGCUCACUGGCAUUACCCUAAUACUACCACACCAGUGUCAUUAGACAAACCUCUAAGAUUACAAGAGUACGAAUCACCAGUCCCUGAGGAAGCAUGGGCUCCCAUCCACAUCGCCACGGGACCAAUCCGCCGCUUCAACACAGACGGCUACCCCAUACCAGAGGCACAAUCAAACACAACUUCCAACGAAUUCAAUUCCAACGUCCCAUCCCUCCGCGAAGUCUCCCUCGUCUCCCUCAACAAAUCCAACUUCUUCGACCUAACCCCCGACUCCGACAUAGCAGACCUACCAGAGCUGAUGCUCCGGUUACUCCGGUACGGUAGAGAAGUCAGAGCUGCAGGGGGCCGAUGCUGCUCAAUCUGCCAUCGAAACUUCGUACUUCCGCGAACUGAAUGGAUCGAGUGGUGGGAUUGCAGCACGUACGAGAACGGACUCAAGGGACCUCGCGCGUCGGGCGAGAAACUGCGGCCAUUGCCGUUCAAGAGGCUGGGUUGUAGCUGGGAAUGUGUUCCUGAGAUGAAGUCGGUGGAGGUUACAUAUAUUCCAGAGUCGACUUUGGAGUAA